Molecule: messenger RNA, 3176 nt
Organism: Micropterus salmoides (largemouth bass)
Lineage: Eukaryota; Metazoa; Chordata; Actinopteri; Centrarchiformes; Centrarchidae
Gene: tlcd1
Product: TLC domain containing 1
Exons: 4
Coding region: 347-1120 (257 amino acids)
Biological process (GO): membrane assembly; regulation of membrane lipid distribution; plasma membrane organization
Cellular component (GO): plasma membrane
Source: RefSeq, a predicted model, not a curated record
CAGGCGGGCAGAGAGGUGGCACAUGACGUUACAGGGCGCUGCGUGAAGACAAACACCGUCGCACUGAAGCCUUCCUCUCCAUGAUCGGGACGCUGAAAACGUGAGAAAAUAAAAGGCUGCGGCAUCACUGGGAUUUCAGCUCUGCGGAGAGAAUACGUGGAAAAAAGGCCCGUCUCCUACAGAAUAAUCUCAUAACAUACCGUGCAUAUCUGUCCAUCACCGGGCCGAGCAGACGCUGACAGGAGCACGAAAAAGCCAACAGGAGGAAAAGGACGAAGGGACGUCUAGCUGUAGAGAAUAAGAGCACGCACCCAGAGGCAGGGAGAGCAGGGGUGGGGAGGAGAGGAUGGACGCCCUGCUUCCUGUGCUGAAGAGUCAUCCAGGCCAGUCAGUGCUAGUGUGCUCUCUGCUUUUCAGGGUGGCCCACCGGUUGCUGCAGAGGCUGCCUGUGCCUAAGGUGGUGAAGGAGAAUGACUUCCGCUCCUGGAAGUGGAGGAACCUCUCUGUCUCAAUGGUGCACUCCCUGCUGACUGGGCCAUGGGCUCUGACCUGUGCGGUGGUUUGGCCAGAGACGUUGAGCAACCUCCACUCUUACAGCACCCCUCUGUCCUACAUGCUCGUCUGUGUCUCAACAGGAUACUUUGUACAAGACGCAGGUGAUAUUAUCCUGACAGGACACGGAAGAGGAUCGUGGGAAUUCUUACUCCAUCAUGCACUGGUGAUCUGGUGUUUCCUGUACGCCCUCUACACUCAGCUGUAUGUAGCCGGCGCUGUGGUAGCUCUCUUCGUAGAGGUCAACAGUGUCACUCUGCACCUGAGACUGAUGCUGAAGCUGGCGGGCGUUCAGUCCUCCUCCUUGUACCACAUCAACAAAUACGCCAACCUGUUCACCUACGUCGUGUUUCGUUUGAUCACCCAGUUCUACCUCACCUGGUACAUUGUCCACAAUUACUCCUGGCUGGACCACGGUGGUUGCUUUCUCAUCUCCAUAAUGGUGAUGAACAUUAUGAUCCUGAUCUAUUUCUACCGCCUGCUCCGUGCUGACUUCUUCUCCUGGAAUAAGAAGUCUGUGGGACAAAACGGGACACAUAACAACUCCAGAAAAUUUCUCAGUGAUUAACUGCGGAACGGAAUAAUACUACGUUGGUAUUGAUGGUGGGAGUGUACACAUUUUGUUUUAUUCAAAAUGUAACUAACCAUUCCUCGUGACGACAGGUUCCCUUGUUGUGUCUCACUGCCAAAGAUCAACCCCCACCCCACACCCGCCCCCCACAAAACAACUUUUGGUGGAACAAGGUGCAGCCUUGUUCAGGUGCUGGUACUUGUGUUGGAAAGUCAGAAAUGUGGCUUUUUAUGGGGAAAAAUACAAUGCAACACUACUUUUAUUGAAGCCAAAAUUCCAGGUUAAGUGAGAAUUUUAUUAAAGUUUUUUGCAAAUAUUAUUUUCAAUGUAAAAGUUAUCAUGUAACUUAGAAUAGGGAAAUUAGUUGCUAAUUGUAAGAAUUUGAUGAGAAGAUUGACACUCACAUGUUUGUAUGGCAAAGCCUACAUGAAGCUACAGUUAAAAGCCAGUUAGCUUAGAUUAGCAUACAGACUGGAAACAGGGGGAAGCACCUAGCCUGGCUCUGUCCAACAGUAAAAAGUCCUCUCAUAAAACUAAACUUCUUUUUAUACACACAUUUUUGUAUAAAUUAAACUAACAAUAUAUAACAUUUAUGCUAGCUACGCUAACAGACUGCUGGCUGUAGCCUUAUAUUUAGCGCACAGACAUGAGAGUGGUAUCCAUCUUUUCAUCUAACUCUCAGAAGUGUAUUUGCCAAAAUAUCAAACUAUUAUUUUUAUUAGAUGAAAUUUCAACAUUAUGUAACUUUAAGAGAAUCAUUUUAUAUUUGGGUAAAUAAGCUAUUUCACUUUCUUGAUUGAUGCUACUCAUAUCUGUUCACUAAAUAUGAAGCUACAGCCAGCCUUAUCUUAGCAUAAAGAAAGGUUCUGUCUUAUAGCUGUUUUCUCUUUUUUCCAGUCCUUCGGCUAAGCUAGCCGGCUGCUGGAUACAGCUUUAGUGUACAGAUACAAGAGAAGUAUUAAUCUUCUCAUCUAAAUCUCUGCAAGAAAGCUAAAAAGGUCUGUCAAAAACCUGUGUCUAUAAAUAGUUUAACAUACAUUUGAAAUGUGAAAUUGCUUUUUGCAGUUGCUAAUACUGUAACUAUUGACAACCUAGCUAUAUGUUAUCUUUAACAUUUGCAUGGGAAGCAGUGUUUUUAUAUAGACCCCUCCCAGGGUGUGUGAACAACCUGCCAGCUGUGAUUUUUUGACACUGACUCACAUUUUAAUAACAUGUGUAUACAGUACGAUCUCUCUCUAUGAUGCCAUUUGUGGCUGAAGAGACUGACCAUGUGGGGCCGAAGCUGGAUCUUCCUGCCUUCUAACAGUCUGAUAAUUGAGCUCAUCAGGAAAUGGGCACCAUAAGAAAUCCUUCAUAAUGAGCAGGUAGCAGCACAAUCAGUACUGAUAUUGCACCACCUGUAGUUAGACUUGUAGAUGUAGUGUAAUAGAAGAGUUUGGCUAAUGUGUGUCCCUCGUGAUCCCAUAUUUAAAAAAUUGAAAGACGCCCUUUGGGUGAAGAUAUGUUUUCUGUUCCUCCUCUCUACUCAUAAAUGGACAUGUACAUAGAAUUGUGUAAAUAAUGUCCUUAAAUGUGGAUUCCUUUUUCAUACAUCUUAAAUGGUAAUACAAAUAAACACCAUUAGUGGACUUCAAAUGGUUAUUUCCUAGUCAUGCCAUAAAUUGUAAGUUCUGACAGUGCCAUUUACAAGCCUAAUAAUCAGCACAUUUCAUUUUCUAUCUAUGGCCAAGAAUGGCCAAUGCCAAGAAAGUCCAAACAGACAUGGACCGAUGUGUCUGACCUGUGUUACAGUGCCUUUACCACAGUGCGUUUUCCAAAAAUAUAGAACAAAGCACAUAAAAAUAUAAUCUCCGAAUAAGAAAGUGUAGAUAUGGUGCAGAAUGACGUCUGUAUGCUUUGUAAAUGCUGGGCCAAGUAGAGAGAAACAUACAGUAAAUACAUUUGGCCACAACCACAAUAAUGUAUCUUCUAUUAAAGAGACAACUGUUUUUUAUGAGCGCUGUGUUUUUGGAUGGUUGAGUGAUAUCAUGAAUUAAAAGAGUAUUUAAAAUCA